Messenger RNA from Volvox carteri f. nagariensis, 705 nucleotides. RefSeq lists its product as uncharacterized. Gene Ontology annotation, biological process: protein phosphorylation. NCBI's taxonomy places the organism in Eukaryota, Viridiplantae, Chlorophyta, Chlorophyceae, Chlamydomonadales, Volvocaceae. The record is from RefSeq and is a predicted model, not a curated record. Bases 1 to 705 code for a protein of 234 amino acids. Gene Ontology annotation, molecular function: protein kinase activity; ATP binding. The transcript is spliced from 4 exons.
AUGAACACCCCCUCCACCAUAACCCCACCUCGGCCCUCUGCUGUUGUCCUUGCCGUACCUCAAUGUACGACAGGCGGUAUCUCCGUCGCUCUCGUGAUGGAGUACAUGGAUGCCGGCAGCUUGUCAGAUGCCAUUCAAAAGAGGGUCUUUUUCGAACGACUGGAAUCGGUGUAUGCCACGCUGUUGGAGAUAGCUCUUGCCCUCCGCCACAUGCACUCGCUGCACCUGGUCCACUGCGACCUGAAACCCCAAAACGUGCUGCUCAAGACGGCCCCCCGCGACCCGCGGGGGUUCACCGCCAAGCUGUCGGACUUCGGUCUGUCCAAGACAAUGGCGCACGACGACGACGGGCAGCUCGUCAUUGAUGAGGCUGUGGCGAGCGGGACCAUCACCCACAUCCCCCCGGAAGUCUUCAUGGGUGAGGCGGGGGUGGGGUGGGGUGGGGUGGGGUGGGGGGUGCUAUGCGGCAUGCGGUUGUACGAGGGCAUGUCAGCUCAAGAGAUCGCCAACGCGGUGGCGCACCGCAUGUUGCGCCCCACCUUGCCGCAAUGGGUUCCCGCCAACUACCGGGCGUUGGUGGAGCGCUGCUGGCACCAACUGCCAUCCGUACGGCCUACGGCGGACGAGCUUGUACGGCAGCUGGAGCGGCUGUCGGACUUUAAGCGGCGCAACGUGCGGCCGCAGUCGAACUAUCAGCAGUAUUAG